GUGAGCGCCGGCGGCUUUGGGGAGCCGGCGGGUACCGGAGCCAAGCAGCCUGUGACCUGGCUCUGGCAUCACCCUUCCUGCACUGACACUCCGGCAGAGCACGAUGGCGAGCGGCCCCCGGAAGGAUCACGGUGAGUGUCACGCAGGCCAGGGGACACAGGAGCACAUGGGGGAGCCGGAGCUGCGCCUGGUACUCGUCGGGAAGGCCGGUGGAGGGAAAAGCGCAACGGGGAACACCAUCCUGGGGCAGGCGGCCUUCGAGUCGCGCCUGGCGCCAUGGGCGGUGACGCGGACGUGUGCCCAGGAGAGCCGGCUCUGGCAGGGCCGCAGGGUGGUGGUCACCGACACCCCCAACAUGUUUGACUCACCGGAGCACAGCGCCCGGUCCUGCUACGAGCUUGCCCGCUGCCUGCUGCUGUCGGCGCCGGGGCCGCACGUCCUGGUGCUGGUGACCCAGCUGGGCCGCUUCACGCAGGAGGACGAGGAGGCCGCCCGACAAGUGUGGCAGGUGCUGGGGCACGAGGCUGCGAGGCACACCGUCAUCCUCUUCACCCGCAAGGAGGACCUGGGGGGCAGCUCCCUGCAGCACUACGUGGCGCACCCCAGGAACGCCGCCCUGUGGGGGCUGCUCCAGGCCUGCGGGGGACGGUGCUGCGCCUUCAGCAACCGGGCGGCCGGCGCCGAGCGCGAAGCCCAGGUCGAGGACCUGAUGGUGCUGGUGCAGCAGGUGCUGGAGGAGAACCAGAGCGCCCAUUACACGAACGAGCUCUACUCCCAGGCCACGCGGCUCCUCAGCUGCAACAACGUGGAUUUCGAAGAGAAGUGCAAGCGCCUCGCGAAGCAAGUGGAGCAGCAAUUGCAGGGCCAACAAGGAGCAUCAAGAGACGGGUGCCUGGGGUGGCUCACGCGGUGUGUGCAGGGGCUGCGGUGCACACGAUGCAUGUGGUUCCUGUGCUGCUGCUGCCGCUUCACCAGGGCAGUGGUCCUGUGCAUUGUGCGCUUUCUGUGUGUGGCCGUGGCCAUCCGGCGUGUCUACAUGCUGCCCGGGGUCGGCGGGGGCUUGGAGAUGAGGCUGAUCCUGGCCGGGAAGGCUGGGGAGGGGAAAAGCGCCACGGGGAACAGCCUCGUCGGGGAACGUGUCUUUGAGUCCAAGCUGUCCACCAAGCCAGUGACCACAAGCUGUGAGAAAGCACAAGGGCACUGGGACGGCGAGGACUUCACGGUGGUUGACACGGCCGACAUUUUCAACCCAAGUGAUGCCAGUGAUGAGGUGCACCAAGAAAUUAUCCGCUGCAUCAGGCUGUCCUCCCCGGGCCCCCAUGCGCUGCUGCUGGUGACCCAGCUGGGCCGAUUCACCCAGGAGAAGGCGAAGGCCGCAGAGAGACUGCAGGACAUCUUUGGAGCUGAUGUUUUGGGGCACACGAUCGUCAUAUUCACCCGUGCAGAAGAGCUGGCGGGGGGAUCUCUGCACGACUACGUGUCCUGUACUGACAACAAAGCUCUCCGCGAGCUGAUCCAGAGGUGCGGGAACAGGUACUGCGGCUUCAACAACCGGGCAGCUGGAGCCGAACGGGACCAGCAGGUCGCGGAGCUGAUGGGGAUGGUCCGCUGCAUGGUGCGGGCAAAUGGGGACAGGUACUACAGCAAUGAGAUGUACCUGGAGCCCAAUUUAACAGAAGGGAAGGUGGAGUAUCACAUGGGGAGGUACAGAGCAGGCAGGAUAAAGAAGAAAGCUCUCGCCAAAAAGACUGUGGCCACCCCGACCAAGUGCCUGCCCCAAAAUGUGGCUGUUCAGGUCUUCGGCUGCAGGGAGUGCCUGAGCCUGUCGCUGCCAUUGGAGCAUGGCAGAGAUACCACCUGCGUGAGGUGCGAGCAGGUGGAGGAUCCGAUCAGCCUGGUGGCAGAGCUCAAGGAGGAGGUGGAGAGAUUAGGGACUAUCAGAGUACAUCUCAUUGCUAUAGUACCUGUCCCCAUUCACCCGCACCAUGCAGCGGACCAUCCCCAUCAGCUCCGCGACCUGCUGGUCCCGUUCGGCUCCAGCUGCCCGGUUGUUGAAGCCGCAGUACCUGUUCCCGCACCUCUGGAUCAGCUUGCGGAGAGCUUUGUUGUCAGUACAGGACACGUAGUCAUGCAGAGAUCGCCCCACCAGCUCUUCUGCACGGGUGAAUAUGACGAUCGUGUGCCCCAAAGCAUCAGCUCCAAAGAUGUCCUGCAGUCUCUCUGCGGCCUCCUCGUCCUCCUGGGUGAAUCGGCCCAGCUGGGUCACCAGCAGCAGCGCAUGGGGGCCCGGGGAGGACAGCCUGAUGCAGCGGAUAAUUUCUUGGUGCACCUCAUCACUGGCAUCACUUGGGUUGAAAAUGUCGGCCGUGUCAACCACCGUGAAGUCCUCGCCAUCCCAGUGCCCUUGUGCUUUCUCACAGCUUGUGGUCACUGGCUUGGUGGACAGCUUGGACUCAAAGACACGUUCCCCGAUGAGGGUGUUCCCCGUGGCGCUUUUCCCCCCACCAGCCUUCCCAGCCAGGAUCAGCCUCAUCUCCAAGCCCCCGCCGACCCCGGGCAGCAUGUAGACACGCCGGAUGGCCACAGCCACGCUGCGGAGACAAAAGCAGAUGCCCAGGGCUCUGUGAUCGUCUUCAUCGGCCUUGUUACCGCCGUGGGGCGAGCACGGGAGACUUUGGCAAACCUCGCUCAAAAUCCCUUAUUCUUCUUUCAGGCUUCCCCUCGGAGUGGGCUCAAAAUGGCAGACGCUCAGAUGGAAGGACCCAAGCGGAGAAUCCUGCUCGUGGGCAAAACUGGAAGUGGGAAGAGUGCGACAGGGAACACCAUCCUUGGUAGGCAAGCAUUUGAAUCUACAGUGUCACCAGAUUCAGUAACUAAGGACUACAGUAAAGAGAAAACCUUAUUCCGUGGAAGACCAAUUGUCGUUAUCGACACUCCUGGCCUUUUUGACACCAAGAAAGCCAACGAAGAAACAGCUCAAAAGAUUAGAGAUGCUGUUCGUCACCUCUAUGGAGGGGUGCAUGCUAUCGUCCUGGUGAUGCAACUGGGCCAUAUCAGUAAAGAAGAGGAGGAAGUGGCUGAGUGGGUGACAAAGAUUUUCCAUACUGAAGCACAGAAGUACACCAUCCUGUUAUUCACCCGAGCAGAAGAUCUGGAGAAGCCAGAUGAUAUCCACGAUUUCGUGGAAACAAACAAAUACCUCAGGGGGCUGGCAGAAAAAUGUGAAAAUAGGUACAUUGCUUUCAGCAACAAAGCAAAAGGAAAGACAAGGGAACAGCAGGUUUCAGACCUCAUUGAAAUGAUUGAUGAGAUGGUAAAGAAGAACAAAGAGGCUCCGUGUUACACGCAAGAAAUGCUGGUGAAAGAUACAGAGACGGCUUUUAAAAAGUAUUGUACUAUACUCUAGUCAACAAGGGUUUGGUCAGACGGGCAUUGUUACCUCUGUUGUGCCUUUCCUGCCGUGCUCUGAAGAUCACUCUCUCCUUCGUUUCUUGACGUUUCCUCCUGUCCCGUCAGCGACCUACAUUUUCCCCUGGCCCAUGCGAUUGCUCUCCUGACAGGCUCCAAGAGUGCAAUGGGUGUCUGACGACGUGUAAUUCUCCUCUGCUGCUCUGUCUCUGCAUUGCUCUGUCACCACCCGUUGUGCUGGGAAGCCGGAGACCUUGGCUGGGUGGCAGAGAGCUGCACUGCCCUGCUCUCAGCACCACCGCGCUGACUCUCUCCUCCCUGGUGUGAAGACGCGGCAAGCUGAAAGGAACGGGAACAUCAGGACUGUGAGAUGUGCCCCCUCACAGCAGAGUUCAGCCUGGAGCGGUGCUUCUGAGAUCAAAGCCACUUGUCCUCCCUGUGGCAGCCGGGGCUCUAGGAACUUCUCUGGGGUUUGGGAGGGUUCGUGGUGCCAGUGUUGGUCCCUCUGCGGUGGGAUGCUGCUGGUGUCACUGGCUGCGCUGCCCCUGCCUUCACUGGGGAAUGCGAGUAAUUGUAUGUGAUCGCGGGGUCUACAGAAGCUCAUCUAAUAAAUGCUAAUAAAUGCUGA
Molecule: messenger RNA, 4036 nt
Organism: Cygnus atratus (black swan)
Lineage: Eukaryota; Metazoa; Chordata; Aves; Anseriformes; Anatidae
Exons: 8
Coding region: 104-3406 (1100 amino acids)
Molecular function (GO): GTP binding
Source: RefSeq, a predicted model, not a curated record